AGCAACUUGAUGGAUUGUGUGGGGAGUAGUAGUCAACUGAGGUCUGGUUUGCAGGUGCCGGAGAUGAACAGCACUCACGCCUGUGAUAAGUAUUAUAGCACUGGAGAAUGCCGGUUUGAGGACACACCGUUCAUGCAGGACGCGUGCUCAAGUCUGUCGGGGUUUAUGAUGUUGCUGCAGACUACUAUGAUGGCGAGGUGUGACAUUGCCGAUCCUUGCAGGAGAUUUGAAACCCAUGAGAUUGAGGAGUAUGAGACCUUCGAUUUCAUAAUCGUCGGUGCUGGAGUAGCAGGUCCAGUAAUAGCCAGAAGACUGGCGGACCACGUGCCCUUCUGGAAAGUCCUUCUAAUCGAGGCAGGCCCCCCAGAGCCCUCAAUGACAGCCUUUCCAGGCUUCGCCUUCAACGCCAUCAACACCUCCCUCGACUGGAGCUACAAGACCGAGCCGACGCAGCCGCACCCCACAGCCUGCCUAGAAACCAACGGGAUCUGCACCUGGCCGAGGGGUAAAAUGGUGUCCGGUUCAGGCGGAAUGUACGGUAUGAUGUACGUCAGAGGCCACCCGGAGGUCUUCAACAGGUGGGCAAGAGCGGGCAACGAUGGCUGGUCGUACGACGAGAUUGAGCACUACUUCGAGCGCGCUGAGGACGUUGAAGUCCCCGGGAUGACAUCGGGCUCUGACAGACCACCGACGGGAGAGAGGGGCCCCUUAAAGAUCAAGUAUUACGAUCACAGACCUGCCUUCACCGAGGAGGUCCUCAAGGCAGCUGCCGAGUUGGGUUACAAGACGUCUAGACUAGCUGGUGAAGACAGCACAGGCUUCAUGAUUGCUCCCAUGAUUAUUGAGGACGGUAUACGCGGGACAACGUCUAGGCUCUACCUCAGACCGAUCGCACAUCGACCCAAUCUGAAGAUCCUAACUCAUGCUUAUGUCACGAGGAUCGUGAGACACAACUGGGAAGGCGCAGCGCGAGGGGUUGAGCUCAUUGACAGGAAUGGUGUUAGGAAAGUCAUUCGCGCUGACAAAGAGAUCAUCCUCACGGCUGGUGCCAUUGGAUCCCCCCAGAUUCUGCUGAACUCCGGCAUCGGACCCAAAGAGGAUCUUGAUGAACUGGGAAUCCCCGUUUGGCAGGAUCUACCUGUCGGUCGCAAUCUCCACAAUCACGUGUCAUUUGGCAUCAAGAUGACCAUCAAUGACACUCAUUACGAAGACAUAACUGUGGAAGCUGUGGAGAAGUUUUUGCACAAUCGCACUGGACCUCUGAGUAGUACAGGAUUGACCCAGGUCACAGCAUUUUUGGAGAGCUCUUACACAACUCCAGGAGUACCUGACAUUCAAGUGUUCUUUGAUGGCUUCAGCUCGAAAUGCCCCAUGCACGGUGUCAAGGGCGAAUGCCCUGGGGGGACUUUUGGAUCGUGCCCGACUAGGAGGGAAUUAGUUGCCAGACCUACUACGGCUAUUGUUAAGACACGAGGCGUGCUCAAGUUGAGGUCUAAGAAUCCGCUGGAUAGGCCACUGCUGUAUCCUAAUUAUCUCACUGAUGAACAGGAUCUCAUGGUGCUUAUGGAGGGCAUUAGGAAGGUCGAGGAAUUAAUCGACACGCCCACGAUGAAGAAGUGGGACUUGAGGUUCGAGGAGACCAACGCUGGGGCCUGUUCUAGAUAUCACUUUGGGACAGACGCCUACUGGGAAUGCAUGAUCAGAACCCAAACGGGCCCAGAGAAUCAUCAAGCAGGAACUUGCAAAAUGGGCCCAGCAAUUGACCCAACAGCUGUGGUAGACCCAGAACUUCGAGUUCAUGGAAUCCCAAAUAUCAGAGUAGCGGACGCCUCGAUCUACCCAGAAGUACCAAACGCCAAUCCCACGGCUUCAAUCGUCAUGAUCGCUGAAAAAGCAGCCGAUAUGAUCGGAAACACGUGGUUCGGCAUUUAGGAAAAUUUUGUUAUGUAUAGGAAUUUCAAAUGUGAAUAAAGACUUGUUAAAUUUAUCUCAUUGUAUGCUGAAGAGAAGAAUAUUUGUUAAGAAUAAUCUCUCAUGACUUGCGUGAAUAGCACAUCGUCAGUAUAAAUAAACUGCAUUGUUAUGAUAAA
This is a messenger RNA of Diachasma alloeum, 2090 nucleotides long. RefSeq names its product glucose dehydrogenase [FAD, quinone]. Gene Ontology annotation, molecular function: flavin adenine dinucleotide binding; oxidoreductase activity, acting on CH-OH group of donors. The record is from RefSeq and is a predicted model, not a curated record. The coding region runs from base 10 to 1932 and encodes 640 amino acids. Lineage: Eukaryota; Metazoa; Arthropoda; Insecta; Hymenoptera; Braconidae. The transcript is spliced from 3 exons.